AUGUCGCCACCUUCGACAUCUUCCUCGACCGCUUUUAACUGUAAGUUGUUAUUCGAAUAAAAAUAACUUUGAAUUUUUUUCCGCAGAUGAGAAUGCGAACCACUCAAAUAGAAACUUCCCUCUGACAAGUGAGGUUUUCAAAAAAAUAUCAAUGACAACUGCAAAUUUUUUCAGUCGAUGUCGAGAAUCCAGCGAGAAGUUCUUGGCCUGAAGUUGAUGUUCAUGAUCAACCAACGCAAGCUGUCCGUAGAGGUAACGGCUUUUUUGAUUUAUAUUAUUCUUUUUAAAUUGGUGUAAUUUAGAAAUGAACGGUAUUGUUGCAGUUCAUUUUACGAUAAAUAUUGAAAAUUAGACAGAACCAGAAAGUACUUUUUAACUGGAAAUAGGAUCUGACUCUGACGCCUAUGCGUAGAAAAUUAAAAUCCUUUUGAAAUCCCAGCUUGAGAAUGGCCUAGAAAUAAACCCAGCUCUCCUUUCUAACUGGCCAAGACUUUGAUAGAACCUUGCUCAAAGAUUUUCCCGGGUCUUGGAAUGAAGAUCAAAGGCCAAGCUACAUUUGAAUAUUUGACGUCUCAAAGUUCGGCAUAGGGCAGUCUUGGUAGUUUAAUGCGAACUUUGACGCUAGAAGAAAAGCCUUUCCUUCUAUUUUGAUCGAACUAUCAUCAGGUGGUCCUAAAAUACCUCUCGGCUGAGUUUUUUCAACUUUCAACCAUCCACUUACCUAAACCGACCGCUCGGGAGAUAGGAAUGCCUAAUCAUUAAAAAAAAAAGUUUUCUAAAGAAUAUUUUUCAAGCUCAACAAAUCGCACUCGACAUGAUACGGCAACGUAUAAAGUCGGAAAGUGAAGAGCUUCAUCGAAUUCGCGACGACCAAAAAGUGUUAGCUGACGUCAUUGCCGAGAACUAUUCGGCGCAGUUAUCAACGGUACUUUCGUUUCGGAUAUUUUUUUCCGGGAUAACUUUUUUUAAUUAAAAAAAUAAUUUUAACUUUAAGGCGUCUGUCUUCCUAAAAUAAGAUCUUAUGAAGGUUAAGAUUCCAGGAUAUUUGAGCAAGGCAUCAAGUAGAUUCUUUUGCUUUUCAGAAUGUUACUAAACAGAAGUUGAAUGAAAUUCUUUGUAAGGGACUGUCUAAGCACUGUAUGCUAAUAAUCUCUGCGAGGUCUUCGAAUUUUCAUAUUUCAGGAUGUCGAGCAGACUCAGAAAAAAAUCAAAGAGUUGGACCGCGCCUUACAGGAAUUGCGGCUCAAAUAUCCGACACUAGUACCACCUCCUCGUGAGUUUCUACUUUAUACUGUUAUUAUGGCCAAAAAACGAAGCAUUCUGGCCCAUUUUAUGUAUUCUGGGAGACCUUCAAUCUUAGGAAAUGAGGGAAAUCUUUUAUUAAAGUUUUAACAAAGCUUUCAGUAUGAACUUUCGACGAUAUCAUAACAGAGUUUGUUGAUUCAAAUCCUUUUUUACUUUUUCAAACCGAAGUAUUGUUUUUUUCUUUUCUAAAGUUUUAUAGCAGAAUUUUUGAAUGAGAACAUUACAGAACUCUUAAAAUUUGGCGGACACUUCUUUUAUUAAUUUUCGAGUCCCGGCAGUCAAAAAAACUCAAUCCGGGGAUAUAAUCGGGAUUGCAGGGCCUCCGCGUCGACCGUCAUACAUGGAAGGCAACGAGACGUGGCAAUGCGUCCGUUGCGCAGCCGAAACGGCAGGGCACUCAUACCGCUGCGUGAGAUGUCAGCUUCCGCGAUCCAACAUAGAUCCUCGAGAGGCGCAACGUUGUGGCUGCGUCACUUGCUCCAGCUCAUUAGGUAAUUUUGAAUAAUUUUUGUGGAACUUUACCUUUUUGCAAUUCUAACGCGAGACUAUCAAGCUCACAGCUCAAAUUAUUGACGGCAAUCAGAUUUUUCUGUACCCUUAUAAAAGAUUGAAAACCCCUGAUAAUUGAUAAAGUUCUUAUAAAUGAGAAGUACUACUUUAUGACAAGUAAAAACUGAAAUCAGUGUAAAUAUGUAUGCUAAGGUCUGAUCGAAAAUUAAGUGCCGCUAGGUAAGGGUCUGUGGUGAACUUCGUAGAUCUGGUCCAAACUUUUGUGGUAGGUACUCCUCGAGGAGAUCUGCUUAGAAAUGGUCAACUGAUUUUUUGAGAAAGAAACAUUUUCUCGUGUUGCUUAUGAUAGGAGUGUUCAAAGAAACUUACGCAGCUUUAAAGCAUUUAAUUUACAUUUUUGACCGUAUCUUGUCCGGCACCUUACGCUGAGCAGACAGUUUUUUUUGUUUUUGAGUAAUUCCCUCUAGGACCACCAACCGCAGGAAUUCUGACCAGAUCUGCGAUUUUUACUACAUCCUAGCCAGUUUCUUUCGUUUUCAAACACAGAGCAUUUGUUCUUAAUGAUUCUCAAAAAAAAAUUCGGUUUUGCGAAUGCUCGAAUUUUUUUUUUCGUCCGGAGGGUGUUUCUUAUUCACCAUCAAUUUCGAAAAUAACUUUGUAAACAGUGAAAUUUUUCAGGGGAGAAACUCUUUGUCUCCAUGUCACCUGGUGAUGAUGGGUGGACGCUGAUCGACAAGCUGGGUUGGCCCAUCAACAGUACUUCAUCCUAA
Caenorhabditis auriculariae is the source of this 2585-nucleotide messenger RNA. The record is from the annotation of a GenBank genome assembly. Lineage: Eukaryota; Metazoa; Nematoda; Chromadorea; Rhabditida; Rhabditidae.